Messenger RNA from Sciurus carolinensis (gray squirrel), 3514 nucleotides. RefSeq names its product glutathione peroxidase 2 (gene Gpx2). The record is from RefSeq and is a predicted model, not a curated record. Gene Ontology annotation, biological process: response to oxidative stress. NCBI's taxonomy places the organism in Eukaryota, Metazoa, Chordata, Mammalia, Rodentia, Sciuridae. The transcript has 2 exons. Gene Ontology annotation, molecular function: glutathione peroxidase activity.
AUGAUGGUGGAAGUGGAGAACUUUGGCUUCUUUUUUGUGCUUUCCCUAUUGCUACCUGCAGGGGAGCUCAAAGCAAAGCCCCCCUGCCCUGAAAGAAAUAAGAUUAAGCACAGUCAUUGGGAGGACCGAACAUCCGUGUCUGAGGGAAGAGGAAGCUAAACGCCCAAGUUGUGUCUGAUGGGUCUUUGAGGCCAAGAUGGUUCUCAGCUAUUCAGUGGGUCAGGAAAAGGUCUUCCCAAAGUAUGAGGAGGGACUGAGUAAUCUUUCAAAUUUGUAAUUGGAUACCUUAGGGGAGCAGAGGCAGACAUGGAACCUCAGGAAUCUAGGUAUUUAAUACUAAUGAGGCUGGCACAGCUUAGUGGUAGAGCACUUGCCUAGCAUGUAUGAAGCUCUGGGUUCAGUCCUCAGUACUGCCAAAAAAAGAAAAAAGAAUACACACUUUGGGAUAUGGAUUUGGUGAAGGAGCUAGAGAAUGUGUGGGGGUAAAGAGAAAGAUGGAGGAAGGAAGGAGUGAGACAGGCCGGGCAAUCAUCAGUAGUCUUCAGAUCUUAACUUAUACUUUACAGUUUACAGAACACUGAUACUUUGCUUCUCUGUCCUGGCAAUCACUGUGUGAGAGAGGGAGUGUGGUUAUCUUUAUCCACACCCAACAGGUAAGGAAACUGCUUGGAGAACUUCAAAGAUUUGCCACGGGACCCCAAGUAACAGUGAUGGCAUUAUGGCCAAAGCUGUGUGAAUCAUACAUUUGAAGUACAAGCCCAAAAGUCCUGAGCUCCUGAGAAGUGGGGCUGGUGUGAGUUAGAGUUGGAGGUCGAGGGAUUUUAGGAGCAUCUCACCAGUCUUGUUCCAUGGUGAGAGGUGGGAUAACUGGGAGGCUCCUAGGAUCCUAGGUUGAGCUGGGGAAAAGGAAGGCCAUCACCCGCAUGCCAUACUCCAGACUCCUGUGGCCUGGCCCAAGAGGGCCUGCAAAGGUGCCGUGACAAAGAGGUAUCUCUGGAGCCCAGGUACUGGGGGAAGCUCUAGGCAGGCAGAUAAACACAGCAAGUUAAUGUCAGGGUUUCAGUCGCCAUCAGUGCCAAGUCCCUCUGACUCAGUGGCUUGGUAGGGACACUUUUGGGCUGCGUCCAGGAACUCUACCCAGCCUUAGCAGAGGACACACUUUGUUCUGCAUUUCCUGCCACUCCUGGUGGCAAAAGAUUGCAGUUCCACUGAGAUCACGCAAGCUUGCUUUUAGGGAGCAGUCAGAUGAGGCAUGUGGUUUCCUCACAGUUAAACAGCCAUGAACAAGCUGCAAGGCAGAAAAGAUGGGCACUCCCUGGUGAGCAGUUCCUCCAUCUCCUCAACAAAUUAGAUGCUCAAGACCAGCUGCUCCCAGCCUUGCUUACUUUGUUCUAGGAGGCAGCUCCCAAUGGGUGUGUCCCCGUGGAAACUCUCCAGGAAAACAUCUGCCUUCUUACUGAAAUUUCACUCUAAAAUCCCAAAGCCAGGAAAAGCCUAAUUACCAGUUUCACUGACAGAGAAAUCAAAGCAUUUUUUAAAAAGUGAUUUGUUUGGUUGGUGGGUGCUUGGAAGAAUGAAGUGACUUUAGGAUCUGUUUAGUUUCCAUAGGCUUCCGUGGGCUCCCAAGAUGCCAUGCAUCUGUGUGGCUGGUAUUGGGGACAUCAUGGAUGGCCUGUCUGGAUCAAGAACCACAGCAGUUGUGCCUUGCUGCACUCUUCUGUAGGGAGAUGACCAGCACAGCCCCCCACCCCCACAAAAAGCAACUCUUGGAGACUGAACCUUUGAGAGGGAAGGGGUGCAGUUUCCCCUCCUGUUCUGUGAUUCAUCCUCACCAUUAUCCUAGCAACCACUCCAUCCUCAAGACUAGGGGUAGGGGGAGGUGGAGGCGGGCGCUUUAACACGGGAGAUAGUGCAAUGCAGGGACAAGGGCAGGACAGGGAAUACCACUCACUGAAAGACCUCAUCCCUUCUGCCUGGUGCAAGCUGAGGCACUGAAAGUCAUUAUUUCUGGGAUAUGACACACUCCUCCCAAGGGUACCUUUGAUUUUCUGCUUCUGGAAAGCAAUAGCCUAAUCAAAAUAGGUGAAGAGUAAUAUGUAUAUUUCAGUGGUCAUCUGAGUCAGAUGGACACAUGCCCCAAUUCUCUUCCUCAUCUUUCGGAUCUCAGCAGACUCACCUCUCACUGCACAAUUCAGAGACGGGCACUCCGUAAAUGCAUUCAAUAAAUGUCUAUGCCAAGGGAAAAUAACUUGCUGGGGAAAGGAGGAGUCAAUCUUGUAUGUCUCCCUCCCUUUUUUCCUCCCUGUGCGACCUUUAGGGCUCUGGUUUCCUACAAGUAAUGAAUUAUUUACAUCUGCUCAUAGCUAUCAAAUUGGUCCCUUCCAGGUUGCCAGCAGGGUGGGGCAGGGAGGAGGCUUUGUUCGGGGACUGUAAGUAGGAGGAGCAACUACCUUGUUCAAACAACGCAGACAGGUGGGUGCCUGCUUUUGCUAAGUCAUCCUGAGAAGCAAAGGCCCAUUGUGAGAUCUUCUGUCCUUCCUAGCUCCUUCCUCCCCACUCCCUGGAGAAACCCUUAAGUGGGUUCACACCACUCGCGGGACUCACUCUGCACUUCACCAUGGCCUACAUCGCCAAGUCUUUCUAUGACCUUAGUGCCAUCAGCCUGGAUGGUGAGAAGGUGGAUUUCAACACCUUCCGAGGCAGGGCCGUGCUCAUUGAGAACGUGGCCUCCCUCUGAGGCACUACCACCAGGGACUUCACCCAACUCAACGAGCUGCAAUGCCGCUUUCCCAGGCGCCUGGUGGUUCUUGGCUUCCCUUGCAACCAAUUUGGACAUCAGGAGAAUUGUCAGAAUGAGGAGAUCCUGAAUAGUCUCAAAUAUGUCCGCCCGGGAGGUGGAUACCAGCCCACCUUUACUCUUGUCCAAAAGUGUGAGGUGAAUGGGCAGAAUGAGCAUCCUGUCUUCGCCUACCUGAAGGACAAGCUCCCCUACCCUUAUGAUGACCCAUUUUCCCUCAUGACUGAUCCCAAGUUCAUCAUAUGGAGUCCAGUGCGCCGCUCAGAUGUGUCCUGGAACUUCGAGAAGUUCCUCAUAGGGCCGGAGGGGGAGCCCUUCCGACGCUACAGCCGCACCUUCCCUACCAUCAACAUCGAGCCGGACAUCAAGCGCCUCCUCAAAGUUGCCAUAUAGACGUGAGCUGCUCAGCACAUGGAUCUCCUGCUCUGUCCAGUCCCUCAGUGUCCUUCCAUAGGAUUCAGCGUGCCCUCGGGAGCCACUGCUGGACCGAAGCUUUCCCUCAACCUCACCCCCUUCAUUGAAGAGCCUGCAUCUCCCAUCUGCCUCUUUCCUUUUCCUCCCUCAACCCUCUGGGGACAAACUUGGGGCUCAAAUACUGGGCAGCAGGCUCUGUGCCUUCACAGAAUGAGGGUACCUUCCUAAACCCUUCUGGGUGGUGUCUGAGAAGUGUGAAGGGCCCAGAGCCAUCCUGCCAGAUGAGUCUAAUAAAGGGCAGAU